CCACCUCUUUGUGUAUAUGAAUUGCAGCCUUGCAAAUAUUGAUGGUCCAGCAACCCUCUUGAAAAAUCUGCCUCGUCGCGUGAGCUGCUUGCUAACUAACGAUUAGCUAGAACGAGCCAACACAAAUGUUAUUAGCUAUCAUAGGAAGCUAACGUUAGUUACAAUCCACGCUCUUUCUUGAUAGUUAACUACAACCAGUCGCACUGUCUUUCUGUACUUCACACGCAUUUCAGUUUACAGCAAGUUUGUUUGAAGGUACGAAGAUGCACUGGGUAACUACCUAGGGUGUUGGGUGGAGUAGGUAGACAUGGCUGACCAAGAAAUUGGGCCCAUUGGGUUAGGCAAGAGGGCUGCAGCAGGUGCUGCAGUUUUCAAAGUGCGCGAGGCUGCAAUGGCUAUUCUUCAAACAGAAUCUACUGGUAACCUGAAAGUACAAAAACGGAGUGUCCCAUCGACUCCUUUCAUCGUACCAGAACCUUCCCUAAAACCAUACAAGCGGCCCCCCACUCUGCUAUUGCCACCUUCGCACCAUGCCAACCCAGUUGGAGGAUUUACCUGUGAGGUGUGCAGCCAGAACUUCUUCUCUUUUCCUCAGAUGGUGAGACACAAACAGUUCCACGACGAAGAAAGGCCCUUUCCCUGUGGUGUGUGUGGGAAACGUUUCCUGAGCCGCAGCCACUACACUGAGCACCAGCGGGUUCACACUGGGGAGCGCCCCUUUCCCUGUGACCAGUGUGAGCGCUCGUUCACCACACACCACAACCUAAAGCGUCACCACACCAUCCAUGCCAAAGAGGAGGCGUACCGCUGCCGAAAGUGUGGUGUACUCUUCUGCCAGCGUCACGAGUACCCCAAUGGCAUACCUCGACCUGACCUCGAGCCUCGACCUGGGUUCGAAUCCAUGCCCGUGAUGCAACCCACACCUCCCAUUCAGGUCACACUCACACCCAAGCAGCUUAAGAAGCUUAAAAAGAAGAAGAGCCAUAAUYUCUCAACCAAACAUGAUCAUUCUAAGAAGAAGAAAAAGAGGAGAGUCAAGCAUCCAGGCACAGCAGAGAAGGUACAUUCUGUGCCUCAAGAGGAACUUUGGCCUGUGUUGUUAACUAGAGGAGAAAAAUUGCAAAAAGUUGCUUAUGACAUCGAGGUUAUUCUUUGAUCCUGCAUGAUGAUGAAACAAAUGGGAUAAUCAGUUAGAUCAUGAUUUUAAAAACAAKAUAAACAUUGUUCUGUUUCUUCUCCACCCAUGUGGAAGCACUGUUUCAUAAAAGGACUUAUACCUCAAAACACUUGUUUUGCAUCACAUCAUGAUUUGGUAUUUAUUCCUUCAUUGAGUUUGCGAAAAUAAGAACUUUCUCUCCACCAGUGAUAAUGAUUAGAAAAUAUUCUGUCAAGCAUUUGACAAUUUUUUUGGUGUUACUUUAGUGUAUAUAUAUUUUUUGGGUUAUGAUUGAUUCAUUCAAUUAUACUUGAUCCAUUGUGAAGAAAGGGCUACUUAGACUGUGUAUACAUUAUUAAAUGACUUGCUGUUAAACUAGCUUACUCUUCUGAUGUUACACAUUCAAAACUAAUUUACAUAACAAAUCAUGUUCAUCCGCUUUUUAGAUUACAAUGAGGCCUGUAGUGUUUCUUGCUGGGUCUCAACCAUUAAAUCGUCCAGAAAUUGCCCUCACCAAUGUAUGUACGUGUAAAUAAUUCUGAUAGUUUUUUGUUGAUUAUGAAUUACUAAAUGUACUUGACAUAGGAAUAUCUAUAGUCUGUGUUAAGUGAAUAAUUCUGUUGAAUUGGAGUAACAAUUAAAGUUCCAGAGUUGAUGUCAAACUGCUAUGAAAUGAUA
Molecule: messenger RNA, 1834 nt
Organism: Salvelinus sp. IW2-2015
Lineage: Eukaryota; Metazoa; Chordata; Actinopteri; Salmoniformes; Salmonidae
Source: RefSeq, a predicted model, not a curated record